CCCCGACAGCCUGCACGUUCAGAAAGACGUGCAAAAUGCGGUACAAAAAAUUAGAGCGACAAUAAUGGACGGAAAGAAUCCUAUUCAGGCACUGGAAAGCCUGCUGCAUGACCGCUGAUUCAUUUACGACACCCGACAAGAUCCCAAAACAGAUGUCGUAACAGAGAUUUUCUUUGUUCAUCCUUAUUCAAUCACUAUGUGGCGUGCAUUCCCGCACGUGAUGUUGAUCGACGCGACCUACAAAACAAACCUCUACAACAUGCCAUUUGUCCAGGUUGUGGGUAUGACGUCGACUGGGAAGUCUUUUUGUAUCGCACAUGCCGUUAUUUGUAAAGAACGAAGGGGUAACUACGUGUGGGUGCUUGAGCGGAUCAAGUCAAUAUUGCAUGAAUGUAUGAUGCCGCGUGUGAUAGUCACGGAUAGGGAGCUUGCCCUAAUAAACGCGUGUUCUAAAGUAUUCCCGAACGCAAAAAGGCUUCUAUGCCACUUUCACAUCCAACAAAAUAUAGCUAGAAAGUGCAAGUCAGGGUUCGAUAAAGAAGAUUGGGGGAAAUUUAUGUCGUACUGGCGGACAUUGUGCGAAUCUUCAUCAGAGGCCAUGUACAAGUACAACUUGGAGAAAAUGUAUAACCGACUCGUGGUUGCCAACCGAGAAAGUGUCUAUGAUUACGUCUACGAAAACUGGCUCAAAGACUAUAAAGAAAUGUUCGUUUAUGCGUGGACCGAUAAGUGUCGCAACUUUGGUCAGCGCACCACCAACAGAGUUGAGAGCCAGCACUUUCACUGA
Messenger RNA from Helianthus annuus (common sunflower), 787 nucleotides. Its product is annotated as protein FAR1-RELATED SEQUENCE 5-like. The transcript is spliced from 3 exons. The record is from RefSeq and is a predicted model, not a curated record. Bases 197 to 787 code for a protein of 196 amino acids. NCBI's taxonomy places the organism in Eukaryota, Viridiplantae, Streptophyta, Magnoliopsida, Asterales, Asteraceae.